AUGUCCGCAAUCCAAGAACAAGUCCAGUCCCUGCCCGAGCAGCAGCCAUCUCAAGUCUCCCAGGUCCUCCAGGAAGUGGCUCCUCAGUCCAAGCCUGUGAAGGAGAAGAAGGCCAAGAAGCAUGCAUCCGAGCAUGCUUAUCCUCUCGAGGUCUCCCCGGUCCCUGAGUAUGUGGCCCACCGUAUCGCCAUGUUUGACGAAUUGAAGAAGAAAGCUGACCAGGUCGAUGCAGCCCAGCCAAGGCUGCCCAUCUCGAUCAAGAUGCCCGACGGCUCCCUCCGCGACGGGAUCGCCUACGAGACGUCCCCCCUCUCCAUCGCCCUCUCCAUCUCCAAAUCCCUCGCUGAAAAGGUUGUCAUUGCAAAAGUCGACAACGUCCUCUGGGAUCUCGCUCGCCCUUUGGUCCAAUCCUGCUCUUUGGUCCUUUUGGAUUUCGAGAACGAGGAGGGCAAGGCGGUGUUUUGGCAUUCGUCGGCUCAUGUGUUGGGUGAGGCUUGUGAGAAGCAUUAUGGGUGCCAUUUUUGUGUCGGCCCUCCUAUUGAGGAUGGGUUUUAUUAUGAGAUGUCUAUGAAAGACGAGCGCCUUGUCUCCCAGAAUGAUUAUGAAAGUCUGGAGACGGUUGCCAAGAAUGUGAUCAAGGAGAAGCAGCCCUUUGAGCGCCUCGAAAUCAGCAAGGAGGACCUCUUGGAGAUGUUCAAGCACAAUGAGUUCAAGCUAAAAUUGAUCGAGUCCAAGAUCCCGGACAACACGUCGUCGACGGUCUACCGCUGUGGCCCCCUGAUCGACCUCUGCCGUGGCCCCCACAUCCCCCACACGGGCCGGAUCAAAUCCUUUGCGGUCCUCAAGAAUUCGGCCUCUUACUUCCUCGGCGACGCCAAAAACGCAUCCCUCCAACGCGUCUACGGUAUCUCCUUCCCGGACCCCAAACAAAUGGCUGACCACCGCAAGUUCCUUGAAGAAGCCGCGAAACGAGAUCAUCGCCGAAUCGGUCGGGAACAGGAGCUGUUCUUCUUCCAUGAGCUGUCUCCCGGAUCGUGCUUUUUCCUCCCUCACGGCGCGAGGAUUUAUAAUACGUUGAUGGGGUUUAUUAAGAGCGAGUACCAUAAGCGCGGGUACACGGAGGUCAUGUCGCCCAACAUGUUUAACGUCAAGCUCUGGAAGACGUCGGGUCAUUAUGAGAACUACAAGGACGAGAUGUUUAUGAUCGACGUCGAGAAGGAACAAUUCGGUCUCAAGCCCAUGAACUGCCCAGGCCACUGCCUCAUGUUCGACGUCCGCGAGCGGUCCUAUCGUGAACUGCCCCUCCGGUUUGCCGACUUUGGAGUCCUCCACCGGAAUGAAGCUUCGGGAGCGCUUUCUGGAUUGACGAGAGUGAGGCGGUUCCAACAGGACGAUGCCCAUUUGUUUUGUCGGUUGGAUCAAGUCGGGGAGGAGAUUGAUGCCACGUUGGAUUUCUUGCAGCAUGUUUAUGGGAUCUUUGGGUUUGAAUUCUCGCUGGCACUUUCGACGCGCCCAGAGAAGUUCCUUGGCAAGAUCGAGGAGUGGGAUAUUGCCGAGCAGCAUUUGACGGAUGCAUUGAACAGAUUCGGACGUCCAUGGUCAAUCAACCCCCAAGACGGCGCAUUCUACGGUCCCAAGAUCGACAUCCUCAUCCGAGACUCCCUCCGCCGCAACCACCAAUGCGCCACGCUCCAACUGGAUUUCCAACUCCCCGAACGCUUCAACCUCCAAUACCGGAACAACGGCAGCAGCAGCAGCAGCAGCAGUGACCACCACGGCUCGGACUUUUCGCGACCGAUCAUCAUCCACCGAGCCAUGCUGGGCUCCCUCGAACGCAUGAUCGCCAUCCUGACAGAAAACUGUGCCGGCCGCUGGGAUUUCUGGCUCUCCCCGCGUCAGAUCCAAAUCAUCCCUGUGGCUCCACAGUGGGUUGGGGAGUCUAAGGCUAAGGGCAGUCGUUUGUAG
This is a messenger RNA of Linnemannia hyalina, 1965 nucleotides long. The record is from the annotation of a GenBank genome assembly. Lineage: Eukaryota; Fungi; Mortierellomycota; Mortierellomycetes; Mortierellales; Mortierellaceae.